Molecule: messenger RNA, 1814 nt
Organism: Agelaius phoeniceus (red-winged blackbird)
Lineage: Eukaryota; Metazoa; Chordata; Aves; Passeriformes; Icteridae
Gene: ITGBL1
Product: integrin subunit beta like 1
Biological process (GO): cell-cell adhesion; integrin-mediated signaling pathway; cell migration
Cellular component (GO): cell surface; integrin complex; focal adhesion
Molecular function (GO): integrin binding
Source: RefSeq, a predicted model, not a curated record
AUGCUCGCACCGGGGCUGCUGGGGCUGCUGCUGCUGCUGGGCCCCGCGCUGCCGGCCGGGCCCCCGGCCCUGCGGAGCGCUUUGGGUAUCCCUGCUUCCUGCCGGCUGUCCCGGGCUGAGUCGGAGCUCAGGUGCCGUGUCCCAGGGGGCAAGCUGUGCAGUGACAGAGGCAGGUGCGAGUGUGGAGUCUGCAUCUGCCAGGUGACCGAGUCUGGCAAAUACUACGGUCCCCUCUGUGAGUGCCACGACUGGGUGUGCGAGACCUACGACGGGAAAAUCUGCACAGGCCAUGGAAAGUGUGACUGUGGGAAGUGCAAAUGUGAUGAAGGCUGGUAUGGUGAAGCUUGUCAGUAUCCAACUACUUGCAAUCUUACAAGGAAGAAAAGCAAUGAAAUGUGCAAGAAUUCUCAAGAUAUCAUCUGUUCUGGUGCAGGCACAUGUCAGUGUGGCAGGUGCCAAUGUGCUAACUCAGAAGAAAAUGGACUGGUAUAUGGCAAAUUUUGUGAAUGUGAUGACAGAGAAUGCAUUGAUGAUGAAACAGGAGAGAUUUGUACAGGCCAUGGAAAGUGUUACUGUGGAAACUGUUACUGUGAGGCUGGUUGGCAUGGAGAUAAAUGUGAAUUCGAGUGUGACAUCACCCCCUGGGAGAUCAAGAAGAGAUGCACAUCUCCAGAUGGCAAAAUCUGCAGCAACAGAGGCACAUGUGUAUGUGGGGAAUGUACGUGCCAUGAUGUGGACCCAACUGGAGACUGGGGAGAUAUUCAUGGAGAUACUUGUGAGUGUGAUGAAAGAAACUGCAAAGCAGUGUAUGACAGAUAUUCUGAUGACUUCUGUUCAGGUCAUGGACAGUGUAAUUGUGGAAGAUGUGACUGUAAAGAAGGAUGGACUGGGAAAAAGUGUGAACAUCCACAUUCGUGUCCAAUGUCAGUUGAAGAAAGUGCUAAGAAAUGCCAAGGAAAUUCCAAUUUACCUUGCUCUGGAAGAGGGAGAUGUGAAUGUGGCCAAUGCACUUGUUUCCCUCCAGGAGACAACAGAGUUCAUGGCAAAAACUGUGAAUGUGAUGAUCGACAGUGUGAAAAUGCAGAUGGCGAUGUCUGUGGGGGCCAUGGUAUCUGCUCAUGUGGCCGAUGCAUUUGCCAGGAUGGGUGGUUUGGAAAGUUGUGCCAGCACUCAAGGAAGUGCAACAUGACGGAGGAGGAGAGCAGAAGUCUCUGCGAGUCAGCGGAUGGCAUAUUGUGCUCCGGGAAGGGCUCCUGCCACUGUGGAAAGUGCAUCUGUUCACCCCAGGAAUGGUACAUUUCGGGUGAUUUCUGUGAAUGCGAUGACAGAGACUGUGACAAACAUGAUGGUCUCAUUUGCACAGGUAACGGUGUUUGUAGCUGUGGAAACUGUGAGUGCUGGGAAGGAUGGAAUGGAAAUGCUUGUGAAAUCUGGCUGGGGAGAGAAUACCCUUAAUGGAGGAUGUCAAAGAUUGAGGAGGGUUUUUUUGUUUGUUUUUCCUUAGGCUGCUAGGAGAUUUAAUUUCAGAAGUAUCUGGGUGUGGGUAUGCAUGAACGCACACAUACAUGGUUGUAAAUACCUUAGAACACAUUUGAGGAUCUGCUCCUUAAAGAAAUGCAUCAGAAAACUAAACAAGGGAGCACGACAGCCCAAGCUCUAGAGGGUGAAGUCAUAAAAUAUUGGCCCUAUGGAACUUCUCCAGAGAUUUUUUUGUAAAUUCAGUGGAACCGAUAUUAUACCUUUAAUGACUACUUCUUUGAGCAACCUGAGGCAAAGGUAUAAGAAGACCAUUUUUUCAACAUUAUUUACUUGGG